AUGCAUCGGAUCCACAGCCGAAGGCGACUCGAAGUCUGGACCUCUCUGCACCUCCGUGCUCAACGUGAUUGUUGUGCGCGAAGCCUCAUCCAAGCACCACCACCACCACCAAUCGCUCCGUCCCAUCGGCAAUUCUCAUUGCAAGCUUGCUCUCGGGCUGCGCCUGCCAGCUCAGAUUUGAACUGGCAUCACCUAGGGAGUCUUGAAAUUCACCGCUAUUCCCCUCCUCUGCGAUAAGCAAGCUGUCAAAAGCUGGACACCAUGACGGGCGAAGGAUGGCUGUUCCUCUUCGCGGUCCUGCUCGCUGCAGGAUUGCUGUUCACAAUGGUCUUUUACAUCAUCAUGUUCUCCGAUCUCGAAUGCGAUUACAUCAACCCCAUUGACCUGUGCAACAAGCUCAACCAGUUCACUGUGCCCGAAAUGAUUGCUCACGGCUCCUUGACAGUCUUGUUCUUGCUUUGUGGCCAAUGGAUAGCGUUUUUGCUGAAUGCGCCUUUAGUAGCAUACAAUGUCAACAAAGUGAUGAACAAGAAUCACUUGCUGGACGCGACGGAAAUUUUCCGGACGCUGAGCCAACACAAGAAAGAAUGUUUCAUCAAGCUGGCAGCGUACCUCUUGUUCUUCUUCUACUACCUAUUCCGAAUGAUCGUCGCCCUGAUUGGGGAGACUUCAGAAACUUGAGGGUGGGCCAUUGCAGACAAUUGGAAAGGAUGUGGGCAAAGGAGAUGGGAAGGGGGAGGGAUCAGUGGGCCCACGGCUGGACGUUUCUUCGACGGAGCUGUAAACAAACAAGCUUUGAAAAUGCUGCAUUCAUACCACCAAAAAACAGUUUGCUGGCACACCUCAACACAGCGAAUGUAGAUGUAGUCGCACUUGCGACUCAAGCCCAGGUAGUCAUAUGCCGUGAAUGAUUGAAUCUCUGAG
Molecule: messenger RNA, 924 nt
Organism: Ceraceosorus guamensis
Lineage: Eukaryota; Fungi; Basidiomycota; Exobasidiomycetes; Ceraceosorales; Ceraceosoraceae
Product: putative ERV14
Exons: 7
Coding region: 262-681 (139 amino acids)
Biological process (GO): endoplasmic reticulum to Golgi vesicle-mediated transport
Cellular component (GO): endoplasmic reticulum membrane; COPII-coated ER to Golgi transport vesicle
Source: RefSeq, a predicted model, not a curated record